GCUGAGUAUCCAAAGCAUAGCAGUGUUUCUUGUUCUCUCUUUUCAGUGAACAUGGCCACUUCAUUGCAGGAAGAAACUCUCAUAGUGGCAAAUGACUAUAUGGAUUUCUGCAUUGGAAUCAAGAAGGCACCUCCCAAUGAAGCCGCGAAAGUCAUGCGAUACCUGGGAAAGGAUGUGGAGAGAAUCUAUGGGUUCAGACUGCGCCCUCUUGUGCAGUUUUUCUUGAACAGCAGUGGCUUUGAUACAUGGUCCAAACUCAGGAGUGUGAUGCUGGAGGUGGUUGGAAGGGAAGGGAUGAGCUGGGGCCAAAUUGUCAGCCUCUUUUCCUUCACGGGAAUACUGGCCGUUCAGUUGUCUACCGGUGAAGAAGAUGUCGCCUGCAGUAGACGGCUGGUGGAGAUUUUGACAGAAGUACUAAUUGGAGAAAAAGAAGAAUGGAUGGUUCAAAAUGGAGGCUGGAGGGGGUUCAUCAAGUAUGUUCAGAAAAUCAGACCAGAAUAUCCAGUCUCACCCAUGAAGACAGCUUUCCUCAUUACUACAAAUAUAGCAAUUGCAGGUAUUGCCUUCCUCCUUGUACGUUAGAGUAUUUCCUUUCUAUGUUAUUCAGAGAAAUG
Molecule: messenger RNA, 614 nt
Organism: Brienomyrus brachyistius
Lineage: Eukaryota; Metazoa; Chordata; Actinopteri; Osteoglossiformes; Mormyridae
Product: anti-apoptotic protein NR13-like
Exons: 2
Coding region: 52-582 (176 amino acids)
Biological process (GO): regulation of apoptotic process; extrinsic apoptotic signaling pathway in absence of ligand; intrinsic apoptotic signaling pathway in response to DNA damage
Cellular component (GO): mitochondrial outer membrane
Molecular function (GO): protein homodimerization activity; protein heterodimerization activity
Source: RefSeq, a predicted model, not a curated record